Molecule: messenger RNA, 2684 nt
Organism: Suillus clintonianus
Lineage: Eukaryota; Fungi; Basidiomycota; Agaricomycetes; Boletales; Suillaceae
Exons: 4
Coding region: 119-2608 (829 amino acids)
Molecular function (GO): protein binding
Source: RefSeq, a predicted model, not a curated record
AGUCGGUUAAUUUUGCGUUACUACCGAGUUGACGUUCCGAAGACCUCAAUAAUCAACUUCUGCCUCUUUUAUUGAUUUCUUUGUUAACUCAUCUGGUCUAAACUUUCAAUACUCAAAGAUGUCUCGUAUUCCUCAACCAUCUCCGCGUCCAACGGUGAAGACCACUCUCGCGCCUCCUUCUCGCUCACGAGCUCCGUCGCCGUCCAAGCCUGCCGCCAGUGCACCUUCCCCUCGCGUGAGGACAAAGUCAGUCCCAAAAUCUCCGUCCAAGGCUAUCCGCAGGCCACCGCCCGUCGAAAAUGAGCCACCCAUUCCCAAAACACCAUUGAGUGUUAAGGAAGCCGUCGCUCUGAAGCGAGCCGAAGCCAGAAAAGCCGCAUCUACUUCUUCAUCCCGAGCAGGCUUUGGCAAUAGCGCAAGUUUCGGUGAUUUUGAGAACCUCGAAGGUGCAGAUCCGAUAAUAUCGAAGAAGAACGAAGACGAAACACCCGAAUUAGGGAGGUGGUCUGUGAAGGAGACCAUUGAGCGUGCUCGAAGCACAGGUGCUAUCAAUUUGUCCUCUCGCUCUCUACCAUGCAUUCCUUCUGCCUUGUUUGAAAUUCAUUUGGGAGUAACUCCUGAUACAUUGAAGUCAGUAGCUUCAGAGCCGCCCGUAUCAUCCUCCACGGAUACUUCAAGUUCGUCCAGGCGGGCUGGCCAACGAGAAGGUCCAGCGUGGUUUGAAGCCCAAGACUUGCAUGUGCUCAAAGCAUGGAAUAAUAACAUCGUCGAAAUACAGCACGAAAUCUCUCUCUUUGGAUCACUGAAGACUGUGGAUUUGCAUCAAAACAGGAUUAUUCUCCUACCUGAUACCUUUGCCGACCUUACAGCUUUAACUACCCUAGAUCUUUCUCAUAAUUCCCUCACCGCGCUGCCUUCAAACAUAUUUGCGUUGCCCAAUCUCACAGUCAUGAACCUGUCCCAUAAUGCCCUCAGCGAGCUCUCCUUUGGUGCUCCGUUCUCGAAGUCUUCCUCACGCAGAGCGCGAAACGACACCUUCAGUUCAGGGGGCUUCUUUGGUCCUGUCAUCACGAGAGCCUCGUCGCCAUUACCGCGCCUUUCUGUCCUGGACGCGUCUCACAAUAAACUUACCGCUUCAAGCAUUGAUCACGCCAAUCUGCCUCGGUUGAUAACAAAAGCUGACUUUGCCGCGAAUCCCCUGGCUUUGGGCGACUCUAACUCAACACCCGGAUUUAUUCGAGCCCUCAGUCACUUGGAACAUCUCAAGGAACUUCGUUGUGAAACCGCCGACAUCGGGGAUGAUGCCUUCCCCAGCAACUUAUCCGAUUCGGAUGGUCACUGUUUCCCUCGGCUGCGGAUCCUUGAUAUGGGUGAAACUCGAGCUACUAUGGAAGGCUUGCGAUCUGCGUUAUCUGGGUUGAAGCAGGAUAUCACGUAUGAUUUUACUACUGAGGAGCCUCCCGAAGGCACCCUGAGGGUAUCUAUUGGAAAAAAGGUCGUUCGGGAAGCUUGGGAGGUAGAGGCGGAGAGAAGGGUGAAGAACCGUGCGUCUAAGAGUGUGGCAAGUACGGAAGGCGCUGGUGUUUUCAGCAAAAUAGACAUAGACCAAAAUAACGCGGAAGUCGUCAAAGAGGCUUGGGAGAUCGAAGCAGAGCAGGGUUUGUUAACGGAGGGUGGACGAAGACGAGCAAGAGCGGCGGCAGAAAUGUCAGCAAAUACUGUAGCCCCUCCAAAGCUCAGUACUGUCAUUGGACGCGGACGCCCGCCUACACCUGCUAGCACCUCGCAACCAUCAUUGACCGCAAGUUUAACAAACCCACAAUACUACCAUGCUACCACUCAAACGCUCACUUUACCCCCGCUCUCAGCUCCAAAGGGUCAUGCUCGAUCCUUCUCUCUAGCAACUCCAUUCUCGAGUUCACCAUCUUCUCAAGGCAAAACGGAUUUUGCCCUACCUACACUGACACUUCCACUCGCCGCCCUAUCAGCCCAGUUGUUUGCCCCGACGCUCAAGAUUCUCGUGUUAAGCAACCGAAAAUUCAAUCUUUGCGUUUCUCUCCCAACCACCGGCGAGGUCUUCCUUCCAAGCCUGGAGGAGCUCGUCCUGGAUGGGUGUGGAUUCGGUGAUCAGGUCUCCGUGACACGUCAAGCUGACACGGGGACUACCACUCCUCCGCGCUCGAGCGACAUGCUUCUGCCUUUGUUGACGCGCAUGUUCCCCAGUCUUCGGACGCUGGAUCUAUCUUAUAACGCUCUUACGUCAGCUUCGCUGCAGCAAGACGUCCUGUCUUCCCUUAUCCUGGCUGACAACUCCAUUUCUCGUAAAGGUCUCAGGCAUCUCCGACUCCGUGGCAAUCGAAUCAACGAGAUCGACGGUUUCCAGGGCAUCGCAGAUCUGUUCAAAGGUAAUCGUUCAGUGCCCGAUUGGAAACUAGAAGAAUUAGAUCUCAGAGACAACGAGAUUUCCAAGCUUCCCGCAGAACUUGGUCUUUUGCCUCUGGAUAUCUUCUUGGUGGAUGGCAACUUGUUCCGUAUACCCCAGAGGAGGGUUUGGGAAAGGGAAGGAACGAGGGGCCUUUUGAGCUGGCUGAGAGGUCGCCUGGAAUGAUACCCACAUGAUGUAGUAGCCCUUCGCAUUGAUUUUCCCCAGUUCGAAUGCGAUGACGUUGUCUUACUGUACUGUC